Molecule: messenger RNA, 1281 nt
Organism: Fonsecaea nubica
Lineage: Eukaryota; Fungi; Ascomycota; Eurotiomycetes; Chaetothyriales; Herpotrichiellaceae
Exons: 1
Coding region: 1-1281 (426 amino acids)
Source: RefSeq, a predicted model, not a curated record
AUGAACAAUCCCGAAUUCCGCCAGACCCUCCACAAUAUCUCUCACAACUUCGAAUCUGCCAACCAAGCCGCUCAAGAGAACAUAUACACAUUCACCCAACGUUACGUCGACCCUUGUCUUGAAAGCGUGAAAUCAUGCCUCUGCGCGUGUACUGCGCCUUGUUUCCCGAACAGAGAUGAUAGUAUCCGACGAAGAAGAGGCCGGUCGCGUGGCAGAGCUGAAUAUAACUUUGAUUUUUACAAUGCUUGGGAUGAUGAUGAGGCGCUUGGUGAUAGUCCCUUGGCCUGGGGCAAUGAUGAGCUGGAUAGUUUGCUCGCCGGUGGGGGCUCGCAGUCCGUCCAACCACGGAAACAAAGGGCUAUGAGCUAUGGUUCCCGAGGCCGACGGAAACCCUCUGGGCUACAGCCCGACGCUGAUCAGGAUCCCACCAUCAUACCAGGCUCGUCAUACCUAGGGUUUUUGGAGCGGCUUCCAUGGAAAAUUGGCUUCAGAAAACUGCGCUAUAAGCCGUCAGCCGCAGACUUGCAGGAAAACCCAGGGGGCACCCGAGUGCGAGACGUUGAAAGCCAGCCAUUGAUAGAGGAGACAGAUGAACACGACAGUACGUGGCGAAAGGGGCAUGGGCGCCAGCGAAGCGGUACUGCCGCUUCCAGGUCAACCACAAAUUCCCUGAGUUCGCGGGGCGACCUGAUUAUGAGCGACGAGGACGAAGAUGCGCAGCCUCUUGACGAUGAGUUCGCAGUCAUGCUCAGCCGACGCACGACCAACCAAGGUGUCGCUGAAGAUCAGAGCAGUGGCAAAACAAAGACAUCGGGAGGCAAGCGACCCGGGGUGUCUCGCAAUUCAACUCGCACCGUCUCAUCGAAGUCGUUAAGAAGUCCCAGUGCCAAGAGCACUCACAGAUCAGAUUCUCAGAAGAAUCUAGCGCCGCUAUCCUCUGACGUGGUCGAGGAGCAGCCUGAACCCCCAAGUUUGAUGGACCUUCGGCGAGAAGAAGAGCAAGUGGCUCAUGAGGAGGAACUGGAAAUCAAACAGAAACGUGAGGCUGCACAACGCUUAGCUCUACGCCGAGGGCUGAGCUCGCGUGACGUGAAAAACAUGACCGGUGCAGAAGUCAAAGUCGACGAGAACGGAAGCCAUACGCCUAAAAAGCCAGAUGUAUCAGAGCCGGAUUCUGUAUCAGCCAUCGAACCAUCAUCUAUAGAUACUCAGGCCCAAGACGAAGACGAGUCCAUGUCGUCAAGUAUAGGUAACCCCAACGACGGCAAAGAUCCAACUUGA